This is a messenger RNA of Daldinia caldariorum, 1783 nucleotides long. RefSeq lists its product as uncharacterized. The record is from RefSeq and is a predicted model, not a curated record. The coding region runs from base 269 to 502 and encodes 77 amino acids. The transcript has a single exon. NCBI's taxonomy places the organism in Eukaryota, Fungi, Ascomycota, Sordariomycetes, Xylariales, Hypoxylaceae.
CAACCUACAUAUAGGAGGUAGGUUAGGUACCUAAGGUAGGUAUAUAACAUAUAACAUGCGAAAGGCGGACAAGGAAUCAUUCCCGCCAGCUUCUGACCCACGCAUAACGUUGCCUUUUCCUACAUAGUAUAAAGAGUCUGAGCAAUCCUCUCAGCUGAAGGUUCAUUGUCCAAGUUUUGGUCCGAACAUUGCCAAUAUUCGGUUCUUACUAUCGUAAAGAGGAAUCCAACUCCCCGGAACCCACAUUCACUAAGCUCUCGGUCAUCUUAUGCAGAUGCUAAUCUUACUGUAUCUCCUCCGCUGCUGCGACGUCUUACUCUUCAAACUUAACAACUCUGCAGUACAUGAAGUUAUCGUAGUUUCAUCGGCCUCGCUCUUCAAAAUGGCUCGCCUGUUUCAGGGGGUAUUAUUCCAUUGUUGUUCCAUCAUUAUUCUUGAUGGAAUACGACAUUCCAUGCGUCUUGACUACUAUACUUGGCUGAGUCCUUGGAUCCAGGCAUAAAUCUUGCCCCUCUUAUAAAGCUUUUUGGGUCUAGUCCAUAUGCUUUUCUAUAGACACGCCUAUACCAAGGAAGCCCACUCAUCGUCAACCCGGGUACCUAUCUCAGGAACGACAUCGACACGGAUCGUCUAAAGGCCAUUUAUGGCCAUUGAAUUCCAUUUUUCUCUUCAUGGCCUGUUACUUCUACCGUCUUUGACCCACCCAGAACUGGCCAAGACGCCCAAGUACCUGGGCGAGAUGCUAAUAAGCGAAGAAGAAGAAGAAAUAUCAACCCACCAAUUCCGGCUAAAACAGCUUGAUGGAUCCCUGCUGCAGAUCUGACAAUUAAUUACGAUAAAGUUUAGGAUUAACAAAGUGGCCUCCCGCACAACCCCUUCGUGUUAAUCCAACGAACCAUCCCAGGGGCCGAAGGGAAUAUUCUUUUUUUUUUCUUUUUUUGUAAUUGCAAAGUCAACGGAAGCAUUCGAUACCACCCUCAUUGAGGGUUUGAGGUUCGUCCCAACCCUAGGAAAAUCUGGGUCCAAUGGGCUUUCUUCUCCAUCGUAAAAAAAAAAAUUACACUCUGGGAUUUCAUUUACCGUAAAAGGAGAAUUUGCUUAGCCGCCUCCUGCACGCUUUAGGGAUGACCGCCUUAGGAGGUAACAUGCUACUGACUUUUAGAUCUAUGUCCGUCAUUAAGUCGUUGUCCAUUACCCAGUCUGAAUAUAUGCACUACUCAAGACGAGGUGGGCAGGAUCAGCUGUAGUACAGAACAGCAUUGAGGUUCAUGGAGGGCCGGGAUAAAAAUGACGAAUCACAUCUUAACCGCUAUGAUAUGAUAUGGGCUCCAAGAGCCGACUUACGUGCUGCUUAGUAGCUCUUAUGGCGAUCUCUGGAGCACGGUAUGGAUGGCACCAUGUUUUAACUUGUAGCCAUGCAAGCCACGACACCGCUAUCUUGACAACCUCUAUGCCGGCAAAUUUCGUCCAUCUCGUGCGAGAAAAUAGUCCGAAUGCAUAUGGGGAGUUAUUCUAAUGAAUACCCACAAGUUGAAUAGCUCUUGCUGAUUCUAUUCGCUUUAUUUCUGCCUUAAACCUAUAGAUGCGUGUAAGACAAACUCACAAGUCGUAUACUAUCUAGACGACUCUUUUACAAACAACGGGGGGUUGCAGGGAAUUAUUUUAAAUGGGUGCCUAGAUGACUCAAUCCGUAUGUUUUCUCACUUUAAUUAAGCACGAAUGCUAGGUAGUCAAUGUUUAUGAAACCUCUUUUUAUCGAGAUUUAUACCCUAGAUACCUACCU